This is a messenger RNA of Pseudogymnoascus verrucosus, 441 nucleotides long. RefSeq lists its product as uncharacterized. The transcript has 3 exons. NCBI's taxonomy places the organism in Eukaryota, Fungi, Ascomycota, Leotiomycetes, Thelebolales, Thelebolaceae. The coding region runs from base 1 to 441 and encodes 146 amino acids. The record is from RefSeq and is a predicted model, not a curated record.
AUGGUAUCCAACAAGAACAGAUUAUACAUUGCCCUUUAUCCUAGCGGUGCUACGGGUGAUGUCACCCCGGAAGAGCGACAAUAUCGUUGGGGAUUUCUUGUUGGGCCCAAAGCAGAGAAAUCGAAGGAGGUUCCGGGCACGCGCUACCACGUCAAGAACAGCAUAGUCACGGGCUGGAAUUAUGAGGAACUGAGUUUAAGAGAUGUUCAAAACACGACUACACUACUCGCACGACUUUUAAUUGCCAAGAUCGAGGAUGACGAGCGCUUGAAAGAAGUGUUCAGAACAACUCCCUUCGUCCAGAACGACCCGAAUUGGAGAUGUCGGACGUGGGUCGAGCAGGUUUUAGCUCGUAUAAUCAGUGACGGCGGAAUUGUCGGGACUUCUCAACUGGAUUGGCGCGCGAUUGAGCAGACUGGGAGAGACUUGGAACAUGCUUAA